AUGCCAUUUCGAUCAUCAGCUAUUCGUAAUGAUGAAUUAAUUCAUACUGCUGUUCGUCGUGGUCAUAUUAUUUCACUUGAGAUAUAUCUAAAUCAAAAUCCGACUUGUAUCAAUAAAAUAUAUACAUAUAAUCAAUCGAAAUGGACACCAUUAUUAGCAGCAUGUUAUUAUAAACAUGAAAAUAUUGUACGUAUGUUACUUCAUCGUUUCAAACCCGAUAUUGAAAUUCUCGGUACUAUUGUUUUUGAUUUAAUUAAUAAUCAACAAGAAAUUAUCGAAGAUGUAUCACCAUUAUGGACAGCUGUUGCUGUUGAUCAUUUUAAUAUUGUUCGAUUAUUAAUUGAAUAUGGUAAUGUUAAUAUAAAUCAUUUAACAAAAACAUAUGGCUCAAUAUUUCGUGUUGCAUGUUUUAAUAAUAAUCUUAAUUUAGCUAAAUAUUUAGUUAAACAUGGUGCUAAUCCAUAUCAUGUUAAAACAGGUAGUUAUACAAAUUUAAUGCUUUGUGCAAGUCGUCGACAUUUCAAUCUUGUUAAAUAUUUAAUUAAUGAACUUAAAUGUAAUAUAAAUAAUCAAGAUGAAAAUGGUCAAACCGCACUUUAUUAUGCGGUACGAUCGAAUUCAUAUGAAAUUAUUAAAUUUUUAUUAGAAAAUGGUGCGAUAAAUAUACGUGAUAAAUUACGAAAUAUAACUCCAUUGAUGCGUGCUGCACUUUAUGGAGAAAUAAAUUUAGUUGAAUUAUUUCAUGAUUAUUGUUCGGAUUUAGAAUGGAUAGAAGCAAAUGAAUUACUUGGAGCAACAUUUGGAUGUGUUGCACGUUUAGAAAAUUUUAAUAAAUCUAUUAAAUAUUUAACGGAAGCAUUUCAGUUAAGAUUAAAAAAAAAUUUACCAAAAAUUUUAUCAAAUGAAACCAUUGAAAUAUUUAAUUUUAUUCCUGAAUGUCAAACAAUUGAACAAUUCAAUCAACUUAUUUCAACAAAUUCAAAAGAAAAUUUACGUAUUGAAACCAUACGUAUACAUCAACGUCUUCUUGGUAAUAUGAGUAAUGAUUAUCAUCAUAUACUUCGUUAUUAUGGAGCUAUGUUAGCUGAUACUUCACGAUAUAAUGAUUGUCUAUGUUGGUGGUUUUAUGAAAUUGAUUUAAAACAAAAAUAUAAUAUCUGCUUAAAAAAAGAAUAUUUACGUUGUUUUAUAAAUAUUUUUCUUGAAAUGAAACAAUAUAAUUAUAUGAAUAUUCCUAUUGAAAAUUUAAUACGUAUGUUGAAAGUCAUGGAUAAUGUACUUCAAUUAAAUAUUCAAUAUGAAAAUUUUGAUUAUAAUUUACGUACAUUACUUUAUUUAAUUACGAUUAUUGCUCGUAUUUUAUUCAGUACAAAUAAAGAAGAAAAACAAGAAAUAUCAAGAAAUCAUCGUCAAGAAUUAUGUAAAUUAAUUCAUUUAAUUAUUCAACAUGAAUAUAAAACAAUAAAAAAUGGAUCAUUUCUUUUACAUUUAUCUUCAAAUUCUUUCACAAAUAGUUUCUUAGAUAAAAUCACUUAUCCAUGUUCAAUGACACUUCGUUUACUUCUUAUUUGUGGUGCUAAUGUAGAUGUAUUAGAUCUAAGUAAAAAUACUCCAUUACAUACAGUAGUUCAAAACGAGACAAUAUCUAAUGAAAUUAUUUCUAUUAUUAAUUUAUUAUAUCAUGCUGGUGCUCAUUUAGAUCAUGUUAAUAAUAAAAGAGAAACACCGUUUGAAUUAAUACCAUUAUUUCAAAAUGAAGUAAUUCAACAUUUGAAACAGACAAUAGAUGUUCGAUCAUUGAAAUGUAUUUGUGCACAAUUAAUACAAAGAGAAUCUUUAUCAUAUGACAAUCUUCUUCCAACAUCUCUUGUUAAUUUUAUUCAGAAACAUUAA
Molecule: messenger RNA, 1893 nt
Organism: Adineta steineri
Lineage: Eukaryota; Metazoa; Rotifera; Eurotatoria; Adinetida; Adinetidae
Source: the annotation of a GenBank genome assembly